AUGUUCAGACAAAUUGCCAGAAGAGCACCAAUUGCCCCAAGAUUCACCAGAUCCUACAUUGCCGGUCAAUUCACUGGUUCAAAAGGUCCAAAUGGUAAAUAUACCGUUACUUUAAUUGAAGGUGAUGGUAUUGGUCCAGAAAUUUCCCAAUCAGUUAAAGACAUUUAUGCUGCUGCUGAAGUUCCAAUUGAAUGGGAACCAGUUGAUGUUACUCCAUUAUUAAUUGAUGGUAAGACCACUUUACCUCAACCUGCAGUUGAUUCUGUUAAUAAGAAUUUAGUUGCUCUUAAAGGUCCUUUGGCUACACCAGUUGGUAAAGGUCAUACAUCUAUGAAUUUAACUUUAAGAAGAACUUUCAACUUAUUUGCUAAUGUCCGUCCAUGUAAAUCUAUUGUUGGAUAUGAUACACCUUAUGAAAAUGUUGAUACUGUUUUAAUUAGAGAAAAUACUGAAGGUGAAUAUUCUGGUAUUGAACAUACUAUUGUUCCAGGUGUUGUUCAAUCUAUUAAAUUGAUUACUAAACCAGCUUCUGAAAAGGUUAUCAGAUAUGCUUUUGAAUAUGCUAAAUCUAUCAAUAAACCCCAUGUUUUAGUUGUUCAUAAGGCUUCUAUUAUGAAAUUAUCUGAUGGUUUAUUCGUUAGUACUGCUAAAGAAAUUGCCAAAGAAUAUCCAGAUGUUAAAUUAGAUUUCGAAUUAUUAGACAAUACUUCUCUUAAAUUAACUUCCGAUCCAUCUGAUUAUAAAGAAGUUGUUAUGGUUAUGCCAAACUUAUAUGGUGAUAUUAUGUCUGAUUUAUCUUCUGGUUUAAUUGGUGGUUUAGGUUUAACUCCAUCCGGUAAUAUGGGUAACAAGGUUUCUAUCUUUGAAGCCGUCCAUGGUUCUGCCCCAGAUAUUGCUGGUAAGGGAUUAGCUAACCCAACUGCUUUAUUAUUAUCUUCUUGUAUGAUGUUGAGACAUAUGUCUUUGAAUGCUGAUGCUGAUAGAAUUGAAAAUGCUGUUUUGAAGACUAUUGCUUCUGGUCCAGAAAACAGAACUGGUGAUUUGAAGGGUACUGCUUCUACUUCACAUUUCACUCAACAAGUUAUUGGUAACUUGUAA
Hemisphaericaspora subhashii is the source of this 1098-nucleotide messenger RNA. RefSeq names its product isocitrate dehydrogenase (NAD(+)) (gene IDH2). Gene Ontology annotation, cellular component: mitochondrion. Gene Ontology annotation, biological process: isocitrate metabolic process; tricarboxylic acid cycle. The coding region runs from base 1 to 1098 and encodes 365 amino acids. Gene Ontology annotation, molecular function: NAD binding; magnesium ion binding; isocitrate dehydrogenase (NAD+) activity. Lineage: Eukaryota; Fungi; Ascomycota; Pichiomycetes; Serinales; Debaryomycetaceae. The transcript has a single exon. The record is from RefSeq and is a predicted model, not a curated record.